Phodopus roborovskii (desert hamster) is the source of this 1253-nucleotide messenger RNA. It is a transcript of the gene Glrx, whose product is annotated as glutaredoxin. Bases 56 to 376 code for a protein of 106 amino acids. The record is from RefSeq and is a predicted model, not a curated record. The transcript is spliced from 3 exons. Lineage: Eukaryota; Metazoa; Chordata; Mammalia; Rodentia; Cricetidae.
AACCCGUACCUUCAACUGAGCACCGGUCCACCCGGGGAAGCUGCAGCCUGACAGCAUGGCUCAGGAGUUUGUGAACUGCAAGAUCCAGCCUGGGAAGGUGGUCGUGUUCAUCAAGCCCACCUGCCCAUACUGCCAGAAGACCCUAGAAAUCCUCAGUCAACUGCCUUUCAGACCAGGGCUUCUGGAAUUCGUGGAUAUCACAGCCACCAACAACACCAACGAAAUCCAAGAUUAUUUACAACAGCUCACCGGAGCGAGAACAGUUCCUCGGGUCUUCAUUGGUAAAGACUGUAUAGGUGGAUGCAGCGAUCUAAUUGCCAUGCAGCAGAAUGGGGAGCUGAUGACCCGCCUGAAGCAGGUGGGAGCUCUGCAGUAAUGGAAGGGAGGCAGCAGACCCCAUGCUGACAGCAGCUGUCCAGUCAUGCUGACACCAGUGCCUGAGAGCUGACCUGUAUCACAGAGAUGUCAGGACUUCCUGGUGACUGGGAUUUUGAACAAAAACAGCUUUUAUUUCUUCUUUUCUUCAGUGCUAAAAACUGUUGCAAUUUGCUUUUACCUGUGCAGUCAAGAAGCUUAGCAGACCAUACUAGUUAGAUUCUUCAUGUGCCAGCACGUCUGUCUCUACCUCUAAGCCAAGUUUCUCAGCCAAGUUUGUCUAAAUCUCCAGUGAACCUGUUGCUGGCUCGUUGCUAGUACUGGUCAGCUGAAAUAAUUUUGCAGAACUCGGCUUUAUAAAACGUCACUAAAUCGAUGGAUAUUGUAAACUUCAAGUCACACACAUGCAUCACCCCCAGCCCCAUUCCACUUCAGUGAUCACUGCUCUGGGUCAGCAUGCUCAGUCCUGCCCCUCCCAGAGCUCACAGAAGAUAGCUCUCAUUUGUAUGAGGAUGCUCUUUGAGAAAUCAGAUGAAAAAGCUGUACACAGCUGGUUCUCCCUGUGGCUCAGAGACAGCACAGCAGAUGUCACAUUCAGCACUGUCUAUAAAGAUGGUUGCCCAGAAAAUCCUAAGCAGCUUUGUGUUUAUCUGAGUUAGACUACCAGGAAAUUUAAAUAUGAAACGCAAAAUUGUAAAACCCUGCUUCCAAGAAUGUCUGUGAAAGAAGUCCAGGUUUCCAAAACUGCCCUAAAGAAUUCCUUCCAUCCACACUUUGAGUUUUGCGAUGAUGUUUCAUUGUUAUGGAACUGCAGGUUCCUUCUCUAUCUCCAGUGAGGUGGGCUCAUUCCUAAUAAAGAUGUACCUGGAAGCAGCUAA